Messenger RNA from Cuscuta campestris, 711 nucleotides. The record is from the annotation of a GenBank genome assembly. Lineage: Eukaryota; Viridiplantae; Streptophyta; Magnoliopsida; Solanales; Convolvulaceae.
UUAUAACUUUUUUUUAUUCAUAUAAGCUUUUUAAUUUGUUCGCAACUUAUAUGAGCAAACCAUAAACAAAUAUAAUAGAGCAGACUUUAGAAUGAAAAAAAGUAAGGCGUCUCUUGAGUGAGAUAGCAGGCAGGAGUUGUAAUUGGAGAGAGAAUAUGGAAGAUGGAAACGGUUGGUUGAUUGGAGAGGCGUGGGUAACUGCUGAAUUUAGAGAUGGAAAUAGAUGGAAUUGGACGGAGAACGGCGACGGACUGAAGAACACCGACAAGGAUCCGGCGAUAGCGGGCGAGGAAACCACUACCGAUCAGAAGGGUUCACAAAAUCCAAAAACUCCAGCCUCAAUGGGUCUUCUAGUUUAGGAGAAGAGAUAUUCACAAAAAAGCAAAGGAUAAUUUGCACUUAGAGGUGUAUGAAGCUGUUGUUAGCAAUGGAGGCAGGUCUGGAGAAAUCUUAAUUGUGGCACAUUUAGUGCUAUUAAUACAUAAUCUCAGUUGUGAUUAUAGGUGCAUGGUUGAAGAACAUGUUAUGGAUGCACCAUACUAUCUUGGAUAGGUAAGGUCUAGCCAAAGACUAAAAAGAAGGGUGUCUACUGUGGAGACAAACCCGGACAAAAUUUAGUUUUUGCACCUUUUUGUUUUUGCUUUUGCUUUUCAUUUCGAAUAAUCCCCCCUCCACUUCUCUCUUGGCUUGACUCUGUGCUAUUCAUAGUUA